AUUUGCCCAGCUGUAUUGCCUUUAUGGUGUGGCAGUAACUAGUGAAGAACUUUUAGUUGAGGGCUCAAACAUACUACAUAAUCUUACCAAUGGCAAGUUCCUAACCAUACAAUUGAAAGAGCCAAGAAGGGCUUUAGAUGUGGCCUGUGCAGUAGAACUGAGAGAUGAUUCUGAAGGGGGAAUUGGAAAUAUCGCCGAAGAGUUGAUUAGGCAUGGGCUUGUUAUUUCAACUUCUGCUGAACAGGAUGGUCCACCUCCAUUAUCUCCAAGAACCUCACUCAGUGAAGCCAUAAGUAAGGAAAUGGAGGAAUUGACCAAAGAAAAUCAGUUGUUGAGAAAUCGUAUCAAAGUGUAUAAAGAGGGUGAAAAAGCUGUUGAUGAAUUACGAAAAUAUUAUUCUGCUCAAGCAGCCAAACACAAGGAAAAUAUGGAACAAGCUGUCAGCCAUAAGGUGUUAGAUUUGGUAGGCAAAGUCCAUGAUCUUAAAGCAAUGAGAGAUGCUGCUCCAGCUAAUGGAAAGACUUCAGAGCUGAUCAAGGAAACAAUAGAUAUGACAAGAAAUGACAGGAUUCAUUUGAAGAAUUUAAAGUCUUUGCAACAGGUUCAGGAGUUGGAAAAGAAUCUUCAACAAGCACAAGAUGAUUUGCGGCACUGUGAAGACAAGGAGAAAUUGUUUUCAGCUGACUUGAUACCCAAGAGAGAUGAAGUAAGGCAGAUGUUUGUUGAUAGCAUUGAUCUGUUUUGUAAAGAAGUGGACUUGCUACCUCUUCAACAAAGAGAAAAAUGUUUACAGGUAAUGAGACAAUUGGAUUUCAAUUUAUUUUAUGUUGUUAAAUGGGAUUAUUUUCUGGAAAGAAACAUUGAAGUAUUUUACAUUCAUUUUUUUUCUUUCAGGAUGCACUGGUUCAGCUUCAAGACCAAGGAGGUAUUGACAGCUUUCCCCAAAGUGUGGAAAAUAUUAAUUUUUAUUCAAUUCCUAGGAUAUUUAGCAGUUGAAAUACCAUACUUAUUUAUGUUUCUCACCAGCUCCAAUACAAAGUGUGAUCUAGCUGUAGAAGAGGCUGUUAAAGCUUAUGAGGAUUGGGUGGAGAGAACCCAUCAAGAUAUGGCAGAUGUAAGACAGAAAGUCAACCAAUGUACAGAUGACCUUGUAACAGCACUGUCCAAUCUACAGUCGGCUCUGGUAGUAUUACAAAAGAGCAGUGAAGCUGUCAGUACCUCCCUUAUGUUUGAUGACAUGGAUACAUUGAUCAAUGCUUUGACUUCAGCUAUUCACGAAGAAAUGGACAAGUCUAAGGUAUCAGAGGAUAAAGAGGCACAGCAGUUAGUUGAUCAGACAAUAAAAGCACUUAUUGGUGAACUAAGUAAAGAGUUGCAGGAAAUUCAGGAACUGAGGUAAACUCUUUGGGGAAAAAGAAGUACAUUUAUCUUGUAGAGUCUUCACUAGUUUGCAUGCUGACUUAUUGAAAAGUAUCUAACAAAUAUUUUCCAUGUUGCAGUACUUCUGUUCAGUAAUAGAUCACAGAUAAUGAAAAAAUGUUCUGUAGAACUAAAGAGGCACACUAGGCAUGGUGAGUGUGUCACUGAUGUUCCCACCACAUUUUGACAUUUUUUGUAAUCUGUUACAGAAUAAACCUGUAACAUGGAACUUAUUUGUGUUAUAUGAUAAAGUAGCAAAAAUGUUAAUGGUGACAUCUUUAAUGCCUCUGUCCUCCAGUAGAUCAUUUAAACCCUUUAACUCCCAGAUGAAAAUUGUAAUUCUUCAUAU
Pocillopora damicornis (cauliflower coral) is the source of this 1768-nucleotide messenger RNA. RefSeq names its product serine/threonine-protein kinase 31-like. The record is from RefSeq and is a predicted model, not a curated record. Gene Ontology annotation, biological process: protein phosphorylation. NCBI's taxonomy places the organism in Eukaryota, Metazoa, Cnidaria, Anthozoa, Scleractinia, Pocilloporidae. Gene Ontology annotation, molecular function: ATP binding; protein kinase activity.